ACCCACCUCAUGGUGAAUCAAACCCCAACCAGUGUCAGUGAUUUAGAAGGCUCAGAACUUACCAUGAAUUGUACAUUCAAGACAGUCAAUAACCACAGCACCAUGUAUGUGCGAUGGUAUAACUAUGGGACUGAGGGACUAAAGAAAGAGCUGGUGAAUGACAGCGAUGUGAUCACAACCCUGCAUUUGGACAAUGGUUUUGCCUCUCUCACUUUGAAGAAUGUGAAUUCAUCUGAUACAGGAACCUAUGUGUGUGAGGUGGGGAUCACAGCAAGGAACCUCUCUGGGAAUGGAACAGGAACCCAAGUGACCAUCAAGACACUUGACCAAAGGCCAAUGAGCUCUUACAUUGUGUCUGGGGCUGUGGCUGGGACACUUCUCUUCUUGCUGGUGCUUGGUAUCCUUUUGUGGAGAUGGAGACAGAGCUCCAAAGAACCACUUCAAAGCAGGUCAGAGGCAGAGAUGAAUCAGAUGGAGACGUCUUCUCCUCCACCAGCUGAUCUGGUGACUUACGUUGACUUGAACUCCCACAAAAGGGACAAAAAAGCAGAGGAAGAGGUUGUUUACACGGAAGUGAAGAUACGGCCAAAACAGAGAGAUGACAAUGACAUCUACGCAAAAGUCAACCCUCGUCAUCGCUAGGGGAAGAGCCAGUGGGAAUUAACAGAGGAGUGACCAGCAUUUCACAUGUCCAUGAAAUGCAAAUCUCCAUGAAAAAAUGAAUUAGCUCUUAGUAAAAGAUGUCCUUGAAGAUCAAAGUCCUCUAGUUAUGAACAGAGCAGGUAGCAGUGCAAGAUUCCCUCAUUUCCUGCUCCACCAACAUGCCUCAACUGUGAUCUGGAGAGACCAAUUCUGUGGGUAAACGGAGAGUUCUGCUAACCCAUAUACUCUUGGCCUAUGUGCUGUGAUUGCAGCCAGGAAACGGGUUGUGCAGUGGACAGUGUUUCAAUAGGAACUGAGUCGAGACCAGAAAUUCAUUUAACAAACUCACCAGUCAUCAGAGGGUCCUGUGGCACCUUUAAGACUAACAGAAGUAUUGGGAACAUAAGCUUUCGUGGGUAAGAACCUCACUUCUUCAGAUGCAAGUAAUGGAAAUUUCCAGAGGCAGGUAUAAAUCAGUAUGGAGAUAAUGAGCCUGGCUGAAGUCAUUAAGGUUUUCAACCAUUUACACCAAGACUGUACAUGUGCCUUACAAUAUCGAUAAGAAUGGCCAGGCUGGGUCAGAUCAAUGGUUCAUCUCGCCCAGUAUCCUGUCUUUGACCAGUGCCAGAUACUUCAGAGGGAAUGAACAGUACAGGGCAAUUUCAAGUGAUCUAUCCCCUGUUGUCUAGUCCCCCCUUAUGACAGUUGGGGGUUGAGAGACACCACACUGAAUGACUAAGCUGUGUACAAAAUACACAGCGGUUGCCCUAAACACUACAUCUUACAGCAGAAUUACUGCUAGUGGUUUAGGACAUUACUAUACAGUACUGCAUCUACUUCUUACCACACCAAAUACUUCCAUUCAUCCAGCCCAUACUU
Molecule: messenger RNA, 1521 nt
Organism: Chrysemys picta bellii (western painted turtle)
Lineage: Eukaryota; Metazoa; Chordata; Testudines; Emydidae
Source: RefSeq, a predicted model, not a curated record